CGUUUACCGCGGGGCGUGGUUUAGAGGACGUGGCCAAUAGCGUUCCAGUGGGCGUGUACUAAGAGCGUCCUGUUAUUACUCGACGUAUUAUAACAAUGUCGCGCUUUUCUUAAACUGCAUGCAACGUCGCAAAGAAGAUCAAAAUUGAGACCCACAAAGCAUUGUUCAGAGGGAUAUGGCUCAGGAGACCAACCAGACCCAAGGGCCUUUACUCUGUGCCAACGGCUGUGGGUUUUAUGGGAACCCGCGGAAUAACGGCAUGUGCUCGGUGUGCUACAAAGACGCCUUACAACGACAGAACAACAGCGAACGAUCCAGCGAGCCAGUGUCAUCUAGUAUAAGCAGUAUAGGAGAGUCAGUGUCUGUACAAUUAACAUCACAACAUGAAAAAAGCAGUGUCCGCUCUAAUUUUUCAUCGCCCGCGGCAGCGACACGUACAGAUGGUGCUACAGCGGUCGCUCAGGCGGUUUUGGAAACACAGGAGGGACUACAAGAGGCGAGAAGCGUUCAGGAGACCCCAGACAAGCUGCUUACAGCGGAGGAGAGCACAUCGAGAGGAAAGAGGAAGUUAGAUGAAACUUCUCAGCCGUCUGCCUCAGAAUCGGACGUCUCGGAGCAAACCUCAGAUGUCCCAGAGCAGUCCAAACCCAAGAAGAACCGCUGCUUCACCUGCCGCAAGAAAGUGGGACUCGCUGGCUUCGGUUGCCGGUGCGGUCUCUUGUUUUGCAGCGUUCACAGAUACUCGGACAUUCACAGCUGUAGUUUCGACUACAAGGCAGACGCCGCAGAGAAAAUAAGAAAAGAAAAUCCUGUGGUCGUCGGGGAGAAAAUCAAAAAGAUUUAAGAUGCUUGGGGGAAAGAAGUUGUGCAUGCCACAAUGAAAAGCAUUUGCAAGAUUUGUUAGUCCGUGUGUCAUUUUACCUCUCGGAUGUCUUUACUUACAGAUUAAUGGGGUAUAUAAACCACUAAAUAUUUAUAUAAUUGCAAUAAUAAUUUAAUUCGUUUUUUUCUGAUAUUCUGAGACAAUUAGUUGGCUGUGCAUUUCUGUGAACAAAGCUUGCAUGUUGACAGAAUGUGUCUUUUUGUUCUACUUUCUUUAAAGAAGGAUUGUAAGGAUUAGUUUAAUAUUAAAAGACAUAAGGUUUGCCACAGUGCCAGUUUUUGCCCUUUCAAGAAUAACGGGGUUAUGCAAGUGAUUACAGACAACAAAUGGUUGUGUGUGUGUGGGUUCACACAGUUGCUGGAAUAACUCAUGUUUUGCACUUCAUUACAAUUUUUUUUAGUUUGAGUGAAAGUUGUGUGACAGAAAUGAGAGUGCUUUAUUUAUGUUUGUGCAUGCACUAUGUUCAUGUUCAAUAAAAUUUUACACAUCACUGUCGUAAGAGAUGUAGCCUUGUCAUAUUCGUCGUCGUCAUAUCUUCGUAAUUUUGUUAGGACAAUAAUAACAGUAGGCUAUACAGACACGACCGUGAUGACGUCACGCCCACCGUGUCUUUCUAUGUAUAAAAAAAGCAAAAGACGUAAG
Molecule: messenger RNA, 1525 nt
Organism: Triplophysa rosa
Lineage: Eukaryota; Metazoa; Chordata; Actinopteri; Cypriniformes; Nemacheilidae
Gene: zfand6
Product: zinc finger, AN1-type domain 6
Exons: 7
Coding region: 176-844 (222 amino acids)
Molecular function (GO): DNA binding; zinc ion binding
Source: RefSeq, a predicted model, not a curated record